Prunus persica (peach) is the source of this 2149-nucleotide messenger RNA. Its product is annotated as heat stress transcription factor B-4. Lineage: Eukaryota; Viridiplantae; Streptophyta; Magnoliopsida; Rosales; Rosaceae. Gene Ontology annotation, biological process: regulation of transcription by RNA polymerase II. Gene Ontology annotation, cellular component: nucleus. The transcript is spliced from 2 exons. The record is from RefSeq and is a predicted model, not a curated record. Bases 638 to 1807 code for a protein of 389 amino acids. Gene Ontology annotation, molecular function: DNA-binding transcription factor activity; RNA polymerase II cis-regulatory region sequence-specific DNA binding.
UAACCAACCAGACCGAGUUUUUUACUGUCUCUAUUCAGUACAAAAAUCAAUAAAUUAAAGGAAAAAAAAAAGAGGAAGGUGGAGGGAGGGGGCACCAUGGUCAUUUCAGGACACACAAUGAGACGGGAGGGUACACAGACCCUGCACCAUCCUCCUCCUGUGCGUGAUUUUUAAGUGGGUGUGCGCGGGAUCGAUUGUCAGUACAAAAGACAGCAUGUAUGUGAGAGAGAGAGAGAGAGAGAGAGAGAGAGAGAAAGAAAGAAAGAGGUCACGGGUUUGUCUUGAAAGGCCCUUAUUUCACAGUCCUAGACAGACAGACACAUAUUCUCUCUCACUACAUAACCGAGGAGGGAAACAAAAUUUUAAUAUUAUCAUAUAUCAUAUCAUAUCCCCAUUUUAUUUCAUUAAAAAAACAAAAACAAAAACAGAAACAAAAACAAAAAAGCAAAUAAACACAACACACUACUAGCUACUACUAGUACACCACAAACCACCCCUUUUUCUCCAACAUUUUUAUCCCCCAACUUUCUCACACAAACAUUCAUUCAUUCUCUCUCUCUCUCUCUCUCACUCUCUUUCUCUCACAAGAAGCUCCAUUUCUUCUUCUGAGCUCAGAUCUCUUUCUCUUGUCAAAUCAAUGGCUCUGAUGAUGGACAAUUGUGAGGGCAUAUUGCUCUCCCUCGACUCGCACAAGUCGGUGCCGGCUCCCUUCCUGACCAAAACGUACCAGCUCGUGGAUGAUCCGGCCACCGACCACAUCGUCUCGUGGGGCGAAGACGACGCCACCUUCGUCGUUUGGCGCCCUCCCGAGUUCGCCCGCGACCUCCUCCCCAACUACUUCAAGCACAACAACUUCUCCAGCUUCGUCCGCCAGCUCAACACCUACGGUUUUAGGAAGAUUGUACCGGACAGAUGGGAGUUUGCCAAUGAGUUCUUCAAGAAAGGAGAGAAGCAUUUGCUCUGUGAGAUCCAUAGAAGAAAGACAGCUCAGCCUCAUCAGGUGGGUUUCAGCCACCACCACCACCACCACCACAACUCGCAUUCGCCACUCGGCAUCAACGGCCACCAUCAUCCGAGCUUCUUCCCCUUCCCUAGUCGUGGCAGCAUCUCCCCCUCCGACUCGGACGAGCCGCCCAACUGGUGUGACUCGGACUCACCACCUCUCCCAUCACCAACCGGAGGUAUUAACAAUCACAACAACAACAAUAAUAAUUUUAUGAGUAUUAAUAAUGCGUCGGUGACGGGCUUGGCGGAGGACAAUGAGAGGCUGCGGCGGAGCAACUCCAUGCUGAUGUCAGAGCUAGCCCACAUGAGAAAACUCUACAACGACAUCAUCUACUUUGUUCAGAAUCAUGUCAAGCCUGUGGCUCCAAGCAAUUCCUACCCUUCUUCUUUGCUUCUCUGUAACCCUCCUCCGAAUUCCAUGGCUCCUGCUGCUACUGCUACUAAGCCUAGUAAUAAUUUCAACCAGCUUCUUGGGUACUAUCCAGCUCCUGCUACAAAUGCUAAGCAAACCCCUCACAUGUCUACGACGACCCACCAUCAUGUUAUGAACUCUUCCAGCCCGAGCAACACCACGUCCAAGAGCAGCUCAGUGACGAUUCUGGAAGACCAGCAACAACCCAGUAGCAAUGGGUGCAAAAAUACCAAGCUGUUUGGGGUGCCGCUGCUUCACUCGAAGAAGCGGUUGCACCCGGAGGAGUAUGGCUCGAACCAUGGGACCAGCAUGAUGGAGGCCAGCAAGGCUCGUCUGAUUUUGGAAAAAGAUGACUUAGGUCUCCAUCUCAUGCCUCCCUCCGCAUGUUAGCUGAGCUACUUAUUAUUAGUUUGCUUUCCUCCUCACUCAUCAAAUCCCACAUUCAAAACUUUGAAAGGUUAUAUCUUUUUGAUAUUUUACAUUUUUUUUUCCUUCUUCUAGUUUUUCUUGGUUGAUUGUAUUUUGGGUCUGAUGAGAUGGAGUCAGAUGAUCGAUAUUGUUGAUGAUCAAAAGUAUUAUGUGUGUGCGUGCGGUGGGGUGUUUGUGAUCGACGGCUACUACUACUCUGAUCUGUAUAUAUAACUUUAGUGAAGAUGUUAAAUUUGAAGUUGAAGUUCAAAAUGGCCAUGUUUUUGUUUUAGCUGAUCUAUUGAUAUUCAGUGGUGCAAUUUA